GACUACGGCUUAAGAUAGCUGCAGAGCCAAACAAACAAGUGAGAAUAAAGAAAGUCACAGAGGAGAUUCACUUUCGUGGAACUAACUGGAUCUUCAUCUUCAUAGAAGCUCUGUGCUAUUCUGGAGCAGUAAAAGUAUUCAGACUAUUGUUUUGGACUUUUUUAGUUUUUUGUUACACUUGGAAGAUAUUUUGUACCCAACAGUGCUCUUAGACAGUACAGUCAUGGUGUCCUGGGCUCUCUUCAUCCUGGGCCCUUUGUCGAUCCACAUUCUGACGCAAGCCUGCAGGGGAGAGGAGCUGUCCCGGGAAGUGGUGUUGUCCUGGUUCAGAGAGCGGGUUCUGGAGGAACUGGAGCUGGAGGAGCCUCCUAUGACCACACUGCAAGGUCCUGAUAGCGACACGGCACAGCCGCAUGCAAGGCACGCUCCCCGGAGGGCCUCCCGAACAAGCAAGACAGCGUGGGUCAACCAUGGAACCAGUCUGAACCAGGAAAUGUCUCAAAUUAUUCUCUUCCCCAGUUCUGACUCAUCCUGUGCUAGAUCUGACUCAGCUCCAGGAGGAGCCACCGACAACCACUUCACAUAUUACUUCCAGCCCUCCAUGAACCACGACGAGACUCUGGUCACAUCUGCCCACUUCUGGUUCUAUGCAGGCAAAGGAGCCACAUCCAACUCCUCUGCCCAGCUGUUCAUUCUCACUUCAGAGCAGAAGCUACUUCAGGCGGCAGAGGAUCCAUCAAAAAAGAGCUCAGACGGAUGGACCACCUACCACCUGGUUCAAAAUCUACUGGCCUCUGUAGCUGAGGGCCCUUUCCUACUCCAGGUCCACUGUUCAGCCUGCCAGUGCCACGCCAACGAACCAGACAAGAUGCCCUUUAUUCACCUCCACGCUCAGCCUCGAGGUCCUGUCCGUUCACCUCGCCAUGCCCCAGGAAUCAUUCCCUGGUCUCCGUCUGCUAUAGACCUGCUCCAGCGGCCUUCUCUGGACAGGACCCAGCACAGUGACUGUCAGCGAGCACAGAUCGAAAUCAGCUUUGAGGAGCUGGGCUGGGACAAAUGGAUCGUCCAUCCAAAGGUGCUGACUUUCUACUACUGUCAUGGGAACUGCUCGGCCCGGGAUCGUGCCACUGCCAUGCUUGGGUUCAAGCAGUGCUGUGCUCCGGUCCCGGGGACCAUGAAGUCCCUGAGGAUCACCACCACAUCUGAUGGCGGGUACUCAUUCAAGUAUGAGACCCUGCCUAACAUUAUACCUGAAGAGUGUACUUGUAUCUGAACAUUAAAGCUGAAAGAGCCAGUUCACCAAAAUUA
This is a messenger RNA of Micropterus dolomieu (smallmouth bass), 1308 nucleotides long. RefSeq names its product inhibin subunit alpha (gene inha). Gene Ontology annotation, molecular function: growth factor activity; cytokine activity. Gene Ontology annotation, biological process: SMAD protein signal transduction. The record is from RefSeq and is a predicted model, not a curated record. Gene Ontology annotation, cellular component: extracellular region. Lineage: Eukaryota; Metazoa; Chordata; Actinopteri; Centrarchiformes; Centrarchidae. The transcript has 2 exons. Bases 224 to 1273 code for a protein of 349 amino acids.